GGUGGAAUACCUAGGUCGUGUUUGAGGCCCUCAGGCUGCAACAGUUAGAGACCUGUGACUGGGUCUUUAGCACAUUUGGAGAGCUCACUGGCCUAGAAGGGGCCUGGACACCUUGUGGACCAUUGAGGAGGCUCCCCUGAACCUCGAGGGCACAAGGCUGGGAAGCUCGAUCUGCCCGGCAGGGCUUUUGAAGCCGCCUCUGAAGGGGACUUUGAGCUGCAAGGAUAUGCCUUUGAGGCAGCAAAGGAGCAACUGAGGCCACCUCGGACCAUGCGUGUGGGACUUGUUCAGAACAGAACUCCCCUACCUGCCGAUGCCCCUGUGGCAAAACAGGUCACUGCCCUUCACAGACGCAUAGAAGCCAUCGCAGAGGUGGCUGCAAUGUGUGGAGUGAACAUCAUCUGUUUCCAGGAAGCAUGGACUAUGCCCUUUGCUUUCUGUACGAGAGAGAAGCUCCCUUGGACGGAAUUUGCUGAGUCAGCAGAGGAUGGACCCACCACCAGAUUCUGUCAGAAGCUGGCAAAGAAGCAUGACAUGGUGGUGGUAUCCCCCAUCCUGGAACGAGACAGAGAGCAUGGGGACAUUUUGUGGAACACAGCUGUGGUGAUCUCCAAUUCUGGAGCUGUCCUGGGAAAGACCAGGAAAAAUCACAUCCCCAGAGUGGGUGACUUCAAUGAGUCAACUUACUACAUGGAGGGAAACCUCGGACACCCCGUGUUCCAGACUCAGUUCGGGAGGAUUGCGGUGAACAUUUGCUAUGGGCGGCACCACCCUCUCAACUGGCUCAUGUACAGCAUCAACGGGGCUGAGAUCAUCUUCAACCCCUCAGCCACCAUCGGAGCACUCAGUGAGUCUCUGUGGCCAAUUGAGGCCAGAAACGCAGCCAUUGCAAAUCACUGCUUCACCUGUGCUAUCAACCGCGUGGGCCAGGAGCACUUCCCGAAUGAGUUUACCUCUGGAGAUGGGAAGAAAGCUCACCAGGACUUCGGCUACUUUUAUGGCUCGAGCUACGUGGCAGGCCCGGACAGCAGCCGCACCCCUGGUCUCUCCCGCAAUCGGGACGGGCUGCUGGUUGCCGAGCUUGACCUGAACCUCUGCCGGCAGGUGAAUGACAUCUGGAACUUCAAGAUGACGGGCAGAUAUGAGAUGUACGCUCGGGAACUUGCCGAAGCCAUCAAACCCAACUACAGCCCCAAUAUUGUGAAAGAGUAGCUGGAUGUCAGUCCCUGCCUACCAAGGAGGGGACCUCUGCCCCUAACAGCUCAUCAAGUACAGCAGGCUUUUACACUUUCAAGUUCUCCCUCAUGAUGCCCUGAUAACAUUGCUGUACAGAUUGGUUUUAAAAUGCCCAGGCAGGGAGGGUAGAUUGAAGAGUGACUGCUUAAUGAAUAUGAGGUUUCCUUCCUGGGUGAUGAAAUGUUUUGGGGCUACACAGAGGUGAUGGUUACACUUCUAAUGUACUAAAUGUACUAAAUGUACAUGAAUGUACUAAAUGCCAUUGAAUUGUAUACUUUAAAAUGGCUAAUUCUGUGUUAUAUGAAUUUUACCUAAUUUUAAAAAAUCCCAGGCACUGCUUGUGCAGGUUGACUUGCAUUUAAACACAUGGGAUGCCCCAGUCCUGAGGUUCCUCGCCUCCUCUGUUUAGACUGUCAGCAACCUGAGGGUAAGGGUGGGAGUGUAUGUCCAAGGGAAAAGCCGAGGCUGAUCCAGAGUCCUUGAAUUACUGGGUGGUUGUGGGCAGGGGAGACGGUCAUUAGAUGUGUCCACUUGGCCGGGCUGCAGUCUCCAGAUAUUCAGUCAGAUGCUAAUCUGGGUGUUGCUGUGAAGGUAUUUUGUCGACGUCAUUAAAGUCUGUGACCAGUUAACUAAGCAAGUGAGAUUAUCCGAGAUAAUCCUGAUAGGCCUGAUUCAGUCAGUCAAAAGGCCUUCAGAGGAGAGCUGAGGCUUCCCCAGUGAAAAAGAAAUUCUGCCUGUGGACAGCAGCUUCCUUCCCAGGCCUGUUUGAGUUCCAGUUUGUCCUUCCUGGUGGCCUGCCCUACAGAUUUCAGACUUGUCUGUCCAGCCCCCACAAUCACUUAAGUCAAUGCCUUGCAAUAAAUCUCUUUGAAUAUA
Molecule: messenger RNA, 2112 nt
Organism: Felis catus (domestic cat)
Lineage: Eukaryota; Metazoa; Chordata; Mammalia; Carnivora; Felidae
Gene: UPB1
Product: beta-ureidopropionase 1
Exons: 10
Coding region: 271-1212 (313 amino acids)
Molecular function (GO): beta-ureidopropionase activity
Source: RefSeq, a predicted model, not a curated record